Molecule: messenger RNA, 3882 nt
Organism: Culicoides brevitarsis
Lineage: Eukaryota; Metazoa; Arthropoda; Insecta; Diptera; Ceratopogonidae
Exons: 11
Coding region: 1-3882 (1293 amino acids)
Source: RefSeq, a predicted model, not a curated record
AUGAUUUAUGUAAAUAAUGGACAUCACAAUUUUUUCUAUGGCCAAGCUCAAGGACGAUUUAUUCCAUCGGGCUUUCAAGAUACACGAAAUGGGUUUUUUCCGGCAUCCGUAGGUUCACGCAAUGGCGGUCCCGGCAGCUAUCAAGAUAGGCAGAUUUUUGUGGCGCAAAACAAUCCGCAACAGCCAUCCACAGCGGCUUUCUUUCCGUUUGGAAAUUAUCCGGUGACAACCCGAAGACCUGAUUUCUUCGAGAUCAAUCCUCGUCCAUUCUCGAUCGAUGACGGAUAUCGUCAAACUCCGCUUACGUUUACGCGCGGACAAUCAUCACUGAAAUCCGAUUACUACGAUACAGGUUACUCCGGAAAUUCGGGACAGACAAAUCGCUUUAGACAAGACGAUGAUUUACUUGCCGGCGAGGAAAUCAACGUGCAACAGCUUCCUUCGCGCAACAGAUUUAGCUCGAGGGAAAAUACAGAAACCACUGCGAAGCUCAAUAGUAGACAUAGUAAUGAUCCGUAUGCUAGUCAAAAUCAACAACAACAACGUGAGAAUACCAACGUUAGAAAUAGCAAUAGUAGAGGCAGCAAUCGCGCGAGAGGAACACCAUCGACGACAACACCUGUCCCGAAGCCAGUUAAGAAAGAACGACAACCGGCUCGCAGCCCUUCUUUCAACACAAACAGCCGUCAACGCCAUCCAAUCGACGAAGAAUUCGAACGUGAUCUGGUUCGUUUGACGGAACCAACUGUCGCCGCAGUCAAACACAGUAUUAACAUAACGCACAACGGCUCCGACAAGCAACGUCAAACCGACAAAGAUCGUCUCGAGAAGGAAGAAUUGCAGUAUCAUGACGAAGAUGCCGACUACAUUUACGAAGAAACACCCAGCAAGAGUAUUAAGGAGAAUAAAGUCAUCUCGGACGACAGCAAAGACAAGCUCGAGGACGAGUCAAAGUACUACAGCAGUCCCAAAAACAACGUUGAAUCGUCGAAAAACAAGCAUGACGACACCGAAAUCGACGAUGAUGAGGAAACUGAAGCUGUUGUACCAAAAAUUAACGAAAAAACAGUAAUUUUAACGGAUAACUUUUACCUUCCCGGCGGAAAAAAUGACGAACCUGUAGAAGAAUACUAUUACGAGUACGAGUACGAAGAUGAAACAGAAGAGCCUGGACCUGUGACGGCAUCUACAGCGAGAAGUGUGACGACGCAAAAGCCUGUAACAACAACAAAGAAGGUUUCGAAGGCUUUGGAUGACGUUCCUGCUACUCAAGUAACUGUUCGCGAGGAUAAAACUGAAGAAGUUGACACGAAAAAGAAUCAAACUUCGAGUGAAGAAGGAGAAAAUCCGAAUACAACCGAGAGUUGGGUCGUAGUUGCUUCGGUACAAACCUCUAGAAGCGUUUCAGGAGCGAUUUUCUUGCCUCUUGGCGUGAAACAAGAAGAGAAAAAGGCUCCAUUGACUGAACUUGAGGCACUUGCGAAGUUAAAUGAAGAACAAGAGGAGAAACGAAAACAAUCCCAAGAAGAAAUUCAAACUUCUAUUGAAGAAUCUUUGCAAACAACAUCGACUUCCGUUUCAACGGAAUCCAUCAAUGACAAACUCGAUAGCAUCCAAUCUGAACUUUCGAGCGGCGUAUUAUCCGGAAAAUUCCCCGUUUUGAAGGAAAUGACGACGCAAGAACCGCAAAUCAUCACAACCAAACCUCCUCCAGUCUUUAUUCGUAAAUUUUCGCCCAAAGCUCGUCCCGAUCAACAACCAAAAACGGCAUCGACAACGACAACAACUGAAGCUCCAACGACAACGGAGGCUCAAAAAGCUGAAACUAAGAAAAUUAUCAUCGAAGAUGACAUUUCGGGACUUUUGCCAGCCGAUUUCAAGCCUCGUUAUCAGGGAUACAAGAAGAAGGGAGGUUCAACAACGACUACUACUACAACUACGACGACGACAGAAACGCCUGCAGUGAAUCGCAUCAAUAAUACUCGUUCGUUUAAAAAUAGUCCCGCCGAGCAAUCCAUCAAAUUCGAAGAAGAAAAUAUCGCGAAAUUCCUCCCGAAGGACUUUAAGUUGAAUAAACCUGAAUUAAAAGUCGCUGUCACGGAUGAUAUUGACAAAUUCCUUCCGCCAGGAUAUAAAAAGCAACUAAAUGCUCCCGUUGUUCCCGUUAAAGAAGACAUCAGCAAAUUCCUGCCAAAGGGAUAUAAUCCGCCAAAACAACCGGAAUCAACGACGAAAAAAAUCGUAAACACGCCCGUGGAUAUUUCGAAGCUUUUGCCGCCAGGUUACAACUUGCAAGAGACAGAACAAGAGGAAAGUUUGAAUUUGAAGCCAUUACCGGAGAAAAAUGAAGACGAUUUGUUCAGUAAAUUGCUGCAAAAGUCACAUAGUGCCUUGGAUGCGUUAUUGCCGCCGGGUUUCAAGCCAACUGAAGAAGAAAUUGAGGAAGUUACGACGCCUUCAACGACAACGACGACAACAACAACUGCAAGUCCCGGCGGAUUUGUGUUCCCAAAGAGACCGGGAGGCAAUAAAACGCCGUCAGAAGGUGUCGAUAAACGUCCCAAAGGUCCUCCGCCGCCGAAAAUUGAGAUUAAGAAGGGACCUCCAAAGCGCUUAACUACGGAAUUUACGGGAUGGCCUACUGUUGCUACGACUCCAAUUUCCAUCGAAAAACUUUUGCAACAAUCGGGCGGAGAGAAAAUUGACUUGGCAUCACUCUUUAACAAAGCUUUAGGGAACGUAAAUGGCAAUUCCGCGGUAGAUUCUGCUCCAGCGCCUCCUGAUAGUCCAUUUUCGCUUCCAACGACGACGACAACAACUACAUCGACUACUACUGUUAAGCCAACAGAACCUGGAUAUUGUCAAAACGAGUGCAACUUGGCAGGUACAAUUCGCAUAGUUGAUGGCGUUAAAUGGCGUCCUGAACUGUUGGAUCAUAAUACGGAGGAAUGGAAGAAUUUGGCGAAGGAAGUCAAGCAAGAAUUGAAUGAAGUUUUCAUUAAAUCCGAUAAAUUACGAAGAUGGUACAAGACAUUGCGAAUUGAUAGUUUUAGUCAAGGAAGUGUUUUGGUGGAUUAUUUCGUUGAAUUGGAUGAUAUUUCGGAUGAAGUUAGUACGUUGCAGAUUAAGAGAUUCUUCCAUGAUGCCUUGAUGCCGACACAUUUGCCGGAAUCCAUGCAAAAUGAGACUUCGGAUGAGAGACAAAGUAAUGCGGUGCCUCAAGUGAAAGAAACGUUCAUGCUUGGGAAAUUUGUAUUGGAUCCUGUUUCGACUGAUUUUAUCUUCGUUGCAUCAGGACCUGAAAUCUCAGAAGAUCUUCUUCCACAAUGGGCCAUUGCUGUUAUGGUAAUGAGUUUCUUCUCAUUACUCUUCGUUAUUCUAUUUGGAGUGGCAGUCCUCGUAAACCGUCAAAAAGCUGCCAAGAAAAAGGGACCUGUGCCAUUAACUGCUGCUAUGCUCAACGAACUGAACAAAAACCAUAUGGGCGGCAUCGAUAAUUACGGAAACGAGGAACUUUACAACGUCGACGAUGGAUGGGGCGAUGAAAAGGAACCGCCAUACGUUAGUAGUAGUAAACGCGGUGUGUGGGCAGAUGAGAAAGAGCCUCCAUACAGCAAGCAUGAGUUUAAGUCAAAGAGACUCAACGGCGGCUCCAUCUACGGAAGCAGUGCCACAAACAUCUACGACAGCUGGGGCUCAGCCAGAAAUCCUCCCCGAGGAGCUGAUUACUACGAUGACAGCGGAUACGAUCCCUACAGUCAUCGCAGCACAUAUAGCAGAGACUACAUGAUGCACGAACCCCCAUAUCCCUACCACAAACACGAAAAAUACGAUUAUCGCAGUUCACGACGAAACUACAGAGAUUACGAUCCCAAUUUCUAA